UUGCGUUGCUUUCUAUUCCAUACUUGUCAUUAUAGUUAUUCAUAUGUUGUUGAACAUCAACCAAUUGGAAAGCUGUUGUUCCAAGAGUUUUGCGAAUCGACUAGCCAUGAGUUUCUCCAGGCCUGCAUAUUUUUGAACAAGGUUGAGGAAUACGAGACCUCUGAUGAUGACGGCCACUGCCGACGAGAAUUGGCGCGAUCCAUCAUCUGUCUUCUUGCACCUCGUGGUGAUACUCCUUCAUCAUCACAGCAUGAACAGUGGUGUUCCUUCUUACCUGAAAACACCAUAUCAUCCAUUCUCGCCGCUGCAGAUUCCGCUGCUCAAGAAGAAGAACCUCGAACGGACAUUUUUGCUGAAGCAUACAAGUGUGCUCAAUCUUUUUUCGUUGCUUCAGCUUUGUUACACCGUUUCUGA
Cooperia oncophora is the source of this 414-nucleotide messenger RNA. NCBI's taxonomy places the organism in Eukaryota, Metazoa, Nematoda, Chromadorea, Rhabditida, Trichostrongylidae. The record is from the annotation of a GenBank genome assembly.